AUGAAAACUCCCUCACCCGUUUCCAGCUUUGCUUUCGUGAUGAGUCUUUGCGCGAUCCUGCUCACGGCUUGCGACGGCACCGGCACGGUGAGCGCGUCGGAGCGACCCGCCGCUGACGAUCUGCGAGUCACCCGCGGGGCAAUCCGUCCGCGCGUUCUGCUCACCGGUGAGCUCGAGGCCGCCGAGAGCAUCCACAUGAAAGGUCCCAACACUGCAGCCUGGCAGCUACAGAUUCGCUGGUUGGCGGAAGAGGGCAUGACGGUGAAAGCCGGUGACAAGGUAGCAGAGUUCGAUAGCUCCCAGUUGGGCAGUAGCCUCCAAGAGCUAAGUGCCCGCGAGAUCGAAGCGCACAACCAGCUGUCCUCGCUACGGGCGCGACUAGUCGCCGAUGAGGCAGAGGCCGAGUUCGCUGUCGAACGUCAGCGAGCGGCGCUCGCCAAAGCCCGCUUGGAGGCCGAGAUCCCCGAAGGCCUGGAGCCGGCGAUCGAGUAUCAAGGCAAACAGCGCGACUACGAGCAAGCGCAGCUCGAGCUCGCCCGGCUGGUGCAGGAACUGGCCAGCAAGCAGCAGGCGAGUAGCUCGGAGAUCGCUGUCGAGGAGAUCGCCCUACGCCAGGCAGCGGCGGAGAAGGAACGGGUGGCCGAGGCGAUCAGCAAGCUCACUUUGGUCGCGCCGCGCGAUGGGCUGGUGAUUCUAGGCACCAACCCGCGUGAGAGCCGGACCUUCCAGACUAGCGACAUCACUUGGCCGGGACUCACCGUCGCCGAGAUGCCGGCUCUGGAUUCGCUGCGGAUCAACGCUCGGCUGUUGGACGUCGACGAUGGCCGGGUUCGUCCGGGUAUGCCGGCCAAGGCUGUGCUCGACGCCUAUCCGGACGAGGUACUCGAAGGGCGGGUGGAGUACGUCGAGCAGAUCGCCCAGCAACUCGGCCGCAGAUCCCUGCGGCGCUCUUUCCGAGUCCUGGUGAGCCUCGAUGCGAUCGACCUGGAGCGCAUGCGGCCCGGCAUGUCGGUCAAGGUGGUGAUCGAGGGCGAGACGGCUGGCGAGGCUGACCUGAUUCCGCGUCAGAGCUUAGAGUGGACUGACCAAGGCCCGCGGGCACGGCUCGCCGACGGCGACUGGCGUCAACUCGAGCUCGGUAGUUGUGAUGCCUGGUAUUGCGUUGUCAAGAGCGGGCUCGAGUCCGGCGACCGGCUGGCUCCGGCGACGGGAGUCGCGCGAUGA
Molecule: messenger RNA, 1224 nt
Organism: Nerophis lumbriciformis (worm pipefish)
Lineage: Eukaryota; Metazoa; Chordata; Actinopteri; Syngnathiformes; Syngnathidae
Source: RefSeq, a predicted model, not a curated record